AGUCCUGCACAGGUGUACCGGCUCCUCCCCUCCAGUCUUGCACAGGUGUACCGGCUCCUCCCCUCCAGUCUUGCACAGGUGUACCGGCUCCUCCCCUCCAGUCUUGCACAGGUGUACCGGCUCCUCCCCUCCAGUCUUGCACAGGUGUACCGGCUCCUCCCCUCCAGUCUUGCACAGGUGUACCGGCUCCUCCCCUCCAGUCUUGCACAGGUGUAUCGGCUCCUCCCCUUCAGUCUUGCACAGGUGUACCGACUCCUCUCCUCCAGUCUUGCACAGGUGUACCGGCUCCUCCCCUCCAGUCUUGCACAGGUGUACCAGCUCCUCCCCUCAGUCUUGCACAGGUGUACCGGCUCCUCCCCUUCAGUCUUGCACAGAUGUACCGGCUCCUCCCCUCCAGUCUUGCACAGGUGUACCGGCUCCUCCCCUCCAGUCUUGCACAGGUGUACCGGCUCCUCCCCUCCAGUCUUGCACAGGUGUACCGGCUCCUCCCCUCCAGUCUUGCACAGGUGUACCGGCUCCUCCCCUCCAGUCUUGCACAGGUGUACCGGCUCCUCCCCUCCAGUCUUGCACAGGUGUAUCGGCUCCUCCCCUCCAGUCUUGCACAGGUGUACCGGCUCCUCCCCUUCAGUCUCGCACAGGUGUAUC
Molecule: messenger RNA, 645 nt
Organism: Staurois parvus
Lineage: Eukaryota; Metazoa; Chordata; Amphibia; Anura; Ranidae
Source: the annotation of a GenBank genome assembly